CUGCACCAAACACCGACGCCUGUGACUUCAGACGUCGAGAAAACGCUAACCUUCCACUCUGUUCUACUUCAGCUCCUUGAGGUCGAGGGGGAGGAGCAUGCAGAUUUCGCCGAGGACUCAAAACUUGUAUCCGAGUUAACAGAUGAAAAACAUCCCAGUCGAUUCUUUAUUGCAGAACAGAUAAGAAUGUCUCUGGAGAAGACGUUAGACCUCGACACACUCAUCAAAUGCUACAACGUUGUUCAGGAUGAAAAGCAAGGUCUCCGUUGUGGUGUUGUAGGAGAAGACGAGGGUGAAGUCGCUUCUUCCUGA
Hydatigera taeniaeformis is the source of this 312-nucleotide messenger RNA. NCBI's taxonomy places the organism in Eukaryota, Metazoa, Platyhelminthes, Cestoda, Cyclophyllidea, Taeniidae. The record is from the annotation of a GenBank genome assembly.